CCUGCCGCCACGGCACCGCGCCGCCGACCCGGAUGCGGAAGCGCCGCCCGGCGGGGGAAACUUCCGGUCACACCGGAAGUCGUUUCACGGCCUUUCCCGAAGCUUGGAAACCGGCGCCGCUUGGCCGCAGUUUCGCCCAGCCGAGAGGGAGAGCUCGGGGGCGGGGGAGAAAGGGAGGGAGUUGCUGGCCUACCGACCGGCGGACAGAGGCCUCUCCGUCCGAACCCGGAAGCGCGCCUCGGGCGGUGGGCGGGGAGUGCGGACGGUGGGCGCCCGGGGACAAACUUGUCCACCAUGCGCGGCUUCGCCCUGGAGCAGCAGAAGCGCCUGGCCGCCAGUCUGGUCCGCGUCCUCGCGCUCUACCGGCCGUUGACCGACGCCUACGUCAUCGUAAGCCCCGCCCCCUCCCGCUCCCGCUCUCCCGGGGCCGGUGGUCUCCGCUGAGCCGCCCCGCCCCCGCCUCUCUCUUUCUCUCUCUCUCUCUGCAGGAGUUCUUCAGCGACGACCUCUGGGGGCGCCUCCCCCGCGGCUGGCAGGCGGCGCUGGGCGAGCUCUCCCCGCCGGAGGUGGCGGCGCUGCUGCUGCGGAAAGGCCGCCCGGGCGAGCUGUGGCCGCUGUCGCUGCUGGCCUUCCGCGCCGCCGCCCACGCCCUGCCCUUCCCCCGCCGCCCCGCCGCCGCCGCCCGCGAGCCCCCGCUGCCGCCCCGCUUCCGCAGGCACCUGCGGCCCAAGAAGCAGCACGAGGUCCGGCAGCUGGCGCAGGUGCUGAAGCGGCUGAGCGAGCUGACCGGGUGCCGCCGGGUGGUGGAUGUGGGCGCCGGACAGGGCCACCUCGCCCGCUUCCUGGCCUUUGGGCUGCGGCUGUCGGUCACGGCCGUGGAGGGAGACGCCCGGCUGGUUGCUCAGGCCGCCAAGUUUGACCGGGCGCUGGCUCUGGAGCUGGAGAAAGAGCGUGCCAGGCGGCAGGCUCCAGACACCCCUCCUGUCCAGGGGCCGAGCCUCGUGGUGGGCUGGAUCAAUCCGGACACUCCGUGGCCAGAGUUCGUGCAGCUGCUGCGCUCGGGGAAGGCCGUGGGAGAUGGGAGUUCGCGGGGAACAACCUCAGGCCGCCAACCCACCCAGCCUUGUGAACCGAGGGAAACUGAGGCUGGAAAGGGAGGUGCAGACCGUGGGGGGAAUGGGCCAGACUCCCUGGAGCAGAACCCACCAACCCACCUGCAAGCACAAUACCCCCAGGGGCCGCUUUUGCUCACUGGCCUGCAUGCCUGCGGGGACCUCAGUGCGACCCUCCUCCGGCUCUUUGUGGCCUGCCCCGACAUUGUGGGCAUCACUUCCGUGUCCUGCUGCUACAUGAAGCUGAGCACCGGAGAGGGCACCCAGCCCGGCUACCCCCUGAGCAACUGGGUGGCUGGUCUGCCCGGCCACCAGCUCUCCUACAAGGCCCGGGAAGGUGCCUGCCAUGCCAUGGAGGACUACAUUCUGCGGCUGGAGCACAACAGUCCUUCGCUCAAGACGCACUGCUACCGGGCCAGGCUGGAGACCCUGAUCCGGGCCAUUGAUCCCACCAAGAAACGCCUUGGGGUGCAGGCCAUUCCCAAGACCCACGAGAUGACUUUUGAGCAGUAUGCUCGUCGGGGACUGGAGCGUGUUGGGAUGAGCCCCAGUGGGCCCCUGGAGCCAGCCUCUCCAGCUCAGCAGCAGCGGGUGGUGGUCUUCUUCAGCCUUGCUCUCCUGCUGGCUCCCUUGGUGGAGACCCUUAUUCUCCUUGAUCGCAUGAUUUACCUGCAGGAGCAAGGUUUCCCCUGCGAGCUCGUCCCUCUCUUCAACCCAGCGCUCUCUGCCAGGAACCUGGUGCUGGUGGCUGCCAAGAAGGUGCCGCCCUCCGACCUCUGGGGCCUGGCCGCAGGAGACUGAGGAGGCUCCUGCUCUAGAUGAGUCUCUUCUCAGUGUCUGAUGCAGAAGAAGCGAAAGGACUUGGCCUUAUCGUCCCCCGGAGUGUCCCGUUGCACCCUAGCCAAACAAGCCAAUGGACCUUUUGGAGGACGACGAGGGAGCGGCCCAAAAUGUUUAUGUCUCUCCCGUCUGUUGUGCAUUUGUAACGACAAUACACUUGUUUUUCUAUUAAGGGGUAUUUAUUAUUGGUUGCUUCUUAGCCUUUAAUAAAAGACGGCCUGUGAACACU
Ahaetulla prasina is the source of this 2181-nucleotide messenger RNA. RefSeq names its product methyltransferase like 25B (gene METTL25B). The transcript has 6 exons. Lineage: Eukaryota; Metazoa; Chordata; Lepidosauria; Squamata; Colubridae. The coding region runs from base 33 to 1913 and encodes 626 amino acids. The record is from RefSeq and is a predicted model, not a curated record.